Vitis vinifera (wine grape) is the source of this 653-nucleotide messenger RNA. RefSeq names its product sodium/calcium exchanger NCL. The transcript is spliced from 2 exons. Bases 23 to 415 code for a protein of 130 amino acids. NCBI's taxonomy places the organism in Eukaryota, Viridiplantae, Streptophyta, Magnoliopsida, Vitales, Vitaceae. The record is from RefSeq and is a predicted model, not a curated record.
UCUUCCUCUGGGCUGGUCUCUGAUGGAGUUGAAGAUGUUCAUCAGCAAUCAGAUUUUAUUGUUUUUGAGCACUGGCCUUCAUCAGAUAGCUAUAGCCAGACGAUUGGAUUCAUGCCAUGCACCACCACUGUGCCUGGAAACAUGUUCCUUAUCUGUGUAUGUUUCAUUGAUGUUGUUUGCAGCCAAGCUCUGGUAUGAUGGGAGUGAAAUUCUGGUGGAAGUUGCUAGUCCUAGAAUUUCUGGUGGGGUUUUUCUACCUCUGCUCGGCUCGCUUCUUCAUGCUAUUAUCAGCUUUGCAUCCAGACUAUGUAGGAACACAGAAACUGCUGAAAAUGAUAAGGUGUCAGCUGGGAUCGGCUUGCUAACUGGAUCAACUGCUAUGCUUCUGAUGUUACUAGGGGAUCCUUCAUCAUAGUUGGCAAGUAUGACCUUGAAUAUUCAAGGGAUAAAGCAUCGAAGAAGGAUGCCAGAGGAUUCAUCUUAGUUGGUACCUCGCUCUACUCUUCAAUUACUUCAACUAUUUCGAUCUCAACAGGGGUUGCUUCGAAAUUGUAAACUACCAAAUUUUGUUUUCGUAGCACAUAGUGCAUAUUCCUUUAUUUCUAUUUUCAGGUUCAGUUCUUAGUACUAACGUGUAGGCUAGCUAUAUUGCA